Molecule: messenger RNA, 1125 nt
Organism: Nematolebias whitei (Rio pearlfish)
Lineage: Eukaryota; Metazoa; Chordata; Actinopteri; Cyprinodontiformes; Rivulidae
Gene: cenpu
Product: centromere protein U
Exons: 12
Coding region: 1-1125 (374 amino acids)
Cellular component (GO): nucleus
Source: RefSeq, a predicted model, not a curated record
AUGAGGAGGGCUAAAAAGAAAGUGGUCCCAGAUCCACCAGACCCAGAGGACAGGGGACAGAUGGGUUCUCCCGACCUGUCUUCCAUAGACAGAGCCAGCUUCAUGGAGGGCCUGCAGCAGGACUUGAGCAACCCACUUCACAGCACUGCCCUGGAGGAAGCUUUAAAUGUCCAGGUGGACAAAAGAACACUGAAGACACCAGGCAAAGGACACACUGUGGAGAGGACGGGGACAAAGGAGGAGGAUGUGGACAAGAGGAGGAGGAGUAUAAGAGUGAAGGACAAGACCAGGGGACAAGUGAAGGAGGACAAGACGACAGGAACUGGACCGAGGGACAAAACCUCUGACUCCCAGGAGGCGACGGGGUUUGGUGCAGUCCACAAGACACAUGGCAGGGUCCUGUCCUCCGAGGGGACAGACGAAGACACCAGCUGGAACCAAAGUCCAAAGAAGACUAAGGUGCUGAGUUCUGGUCGACCCAGAACGUCCCUGAGGAAGAGGUCCAGAUCCAAGAAGUCGUCAUCAGAUAAAAGACCUGGAGACGGAGCAACAUCUGGACAAACGUCCGACAGGGACAGACAGAGGAGGAAGGGUCCUGCAGGUCCAGGAGGAUCCCACUUUGAGGUUGUUCUGGAUGCCUUCCAGUACUUCUGUGACCAGUACAGUGAGUCGGUGCAGCCUGCAGCCGUCAGAGAGUCCAUCAGGAGUUUCUCCAGGAACACGGAGGAGCAGCUCCUGGAGAAGAUCUCUUCACUGAAGCAGCUGCAGACUCUGAAGAGAGACAACGUGAAGGCGGCGGCGUCCAUUCGCACAAAGACUCAGAGGCUGCUGGCUGCUAAGGCAGAGCUGAUGAGGGCAGAGAGGCAGGUGUGUCUGCUGCAGAAGGAGGAAGGUGAACUUCAGCAGAGACUCUCUGACAUCAAACAGGGCCACUCGUUCCUCCGGGGUCUCCGGGGGCUCAGCAGAUGGUACCUGGACCACAGACGGCAGCACGGCGCCAACACCGAGACGUAUGGGGCGUCCAGUCUGCCAGCUUUGUUGUUGGAAGCAAAACUUCUGCAGGUGAGCAGCAGAGACGAGACGACCAACAACCAAAGACCAGAGCAGGCCACAGCAACAGCCUGA